AAGGAUUGCUUCCGCCACACAUGACGUCACGGUCCUUGCUUGUCAUCCAUGUCUGUCCCCCCCUCUGUACUGACACACUGGCACACUGCUGGCACUACUUCUUCAGAAAGCACCUUCUCAUGAACCCCACUUGUCCUCUCCCAUGAGAUUCCACCCUCUACAAUGAAUAAACUAGAUCUCUCAGCUGGAGAUCCACUGGAUCUCCCGUUUUCCAUUCUGGAAGUUGGCAUAGCAGGGCGACUGGAACUGAUCACAAAACCUCUGCCAUCGAAUGUUCCAUCUUUCCCGUUAUCUACAAUUCCGAAUGGUUUACCUCCAUACGACGUGGAUUUGUCUUCUGAAGUGAUCCAGAAAUAUCUUAGUGACCCAGAAUGGCUUUCUAUCCAUGAUUUUGACCGGAGCCACAGGUCCUGGCCUCGUACCAAGGAUGUCAGCUCCCUGUUCCACAUGGACCUCAGUGCUCCGCAGACUGAUAUCAGCAUGGAGCGUAACUCUGCUACCGGAGAACUGCGCAGAGUCAGCGAGGCCUCGGCAAACCACAUUGGUCUCUCAGCGCAGAAUUCUCUGUCCCUACGACGACCUCCUGGUCCUCCUUCUCAGUCCGUCAAGGGCAGCACUUCCAACUUCCCUUUCUGGCCAGGUGGCAUGGAUGAACCCACUCUUGAACAAAUGAAGGCCAUCAGUGAAGAGGAUGAAGCCCUGGACUUUGAGAAAGAUCUCUUAUCUGCUCCCCCUGGAUGGAAAAAUGGAAUGAAUUUCAAGCAAUUGGAUGGAUCGAAGCCCCCGGGGGUUCUUUCUCUGGCCAACUUGCUGGGGACUCUGGAAGAUUUCUCUCUGGCAGACUCCAGUGAGGAUGAAGAUGAAGCCAAAAUUAAACAGAAGCCCAAGGCAGAGAAGACGGAGGGACUUCACAGGGCGGAUAGCCUGGAGGAGCUGGGUGUAGAGAUGAAGUCCUCUGCUGCCGCACCCCCACCCCCAGCCUCGCCCCUGCCAGAAUCCACUCAGGAACAAUGGGCCGUUCCACUCAGCAGCCUCACCCCCGUGGAUGAUUUCUACAAACGUAUUCCAGAUCUAGCCUUUAAGCAUCCAUUUGAACUGGACCCCUUCCAGAAGAAAGCCAUUCAGUGUCUGGAAGAUGGUUCUUCUGUCUUCAUUGCAGCGCACACGUCUGCUGGGAAGACUGUGGUGGCAGAAUAUGCCAUAGCAUUGUCCCUAAAACACAUGACCAGAACCAUAUACACCUCCCCCAUAAAGGCCUUGUCCAAUCAGAAGUUUCGAGAUUUCAAGAUCACUUUUGGAGACGUUGGCCUGAUCACAGGAGAUGUCCAACUCUAUACAGCAGCGCCGUGUCUGAUUAUGACCACAGAGAUCUUACGAUCUAUGCUGUACAACGGUUCUGAUGUCGUCCGAGACUUAGAAUGGGUCAUCUUUGAUGAGGUCCAUUAUAUCAAUGAUGCAGAGCGAGGCGUCGUAUGGGAGGAGGUUCUCAUCAUGUUGCCAGACCACGUCAAUAUUAUCCUGCUGAGCGCCACAGUCCCCAACACCGUGGAGUUUGCAGACUGGAUCGGGAGGAUAAAGAAGAAGAAGAUCUAUGUGAUCAGUACCACCAAGAGGCCGGUGCCGCUGGAACAUUAUCUGUACACGGGGAACAGUCAGAAGACGCAGAAUGAGUUUUUCCUGUUGCAGGACGCUUCUGGAACCUUCCAGACCAAAGGCUACUAUGCUGCUGUUGAUGCCAAAAAGGAGCGAACCUCUAAAUAUUCGCAAACGUUUGGAGCAAAACACCCGCAUGGCGGUGGAGCCGGGCAUGAUAAAGGCACAUGGCUGUCUCUGAUCCAGUCUCUCCGGAAGCGAGAUGCCCUCCCAGUGGUGAUCUUCACCUUCUCCCGAACCCGGUGUGAGCAGAACGCCUCCGCACUGACCACGGUAGAUCUGUGCUCAGCCGCAGAGCGGAGCGAGGUGCAGACGUACUACACCAAGUGCCUGAGCCGCCUGCGCGGGACUGACCGCCAGCUCCCGCAGGUACUGCACAUGCUGGACUUGUUGAAGAGAGGGAUUGGUAUCCAUCACAGCGGAAUCCUGCCCAUCCUGAAGGAGGUGGUGGAGAUGCUCUUCAGCCGCGGACUGGUUAAGAUCCUGUUUGCCACAGAGACGUUCGCCAUGGGCGUUAACAUGCCGGCUCGCACAGUGGUGUUCGAUUCAAUCCGAAAACAUGAUGGCACCAAUUUCCGAGACCUGACUCCAGGAGAAUACAUACAGAUGGCCGGCCGCGCUGGGCGGCGAGGUUUGGACAGUACUGGUAUGGUGAUAAUAUUGUGUAAAUCGGCCGUACCGGACAUGGGCGAUUUGCACAGGAUGAUGCUGGGGAAGCCCACUCAGUUACAAUCUCAGUUCCGACUCACGUACUCCAUGAUCCUAAACCUACUCCGAGUCGAAGCGCUGAGAGUGGAGGACAUGAUGAAGAGGAGUUUUGCAGAAGCCAGAACACAAAAAGACACCAAGGCUCAUGAACAGCGGAUAAAGGUCCUCACCAAGACACUGGGGGACAUGGGGGAAGUGGAAUGCUCAGGGGACCUGGCCGACCUGCAGGACUACUUUUUGACAGUACAGGAACUUAUUUGUACCAGAGAAACCUUGCAGAGAAAGGUGGUAGAGUCCAUGAAUGGAAUGAAAUGCCUGAGUGUGGGCCGCAUCAUCAUCAUCAGCACCGAAUACCACCCAUGGGUGCCUGGAGUCAUCCUGCAGGUGUCCUCAGAUGCCAGCAAUAGGAUUUACACCACCUUGGUGCUGUGUGAGAAGAACCGGAAUGGUGGAGCGCCCUCUACAGAGAGAGGAGAGAAGGAUGCCAAGCGGGCACCAUGUCCUGAUGACCUCUUGAUGGGCAAAGUGUUUCGACCUGAAGGUCCGUGCGACUACAAGCUUCUGAAGCUCCAUGCCUCUGACAUUCUUAUGAUAACCGGGAAAACUCUGAGAGUCCAUGGUGAUAAAGUGCUGGAUGAUGUUGCCAGGAGCCUAACCCCACGAUUCAGGAAUGACCCUCCGGGCCCUGCAGUAUCUGGGGUGACUCAGGAGCUAUCUCGCCUUGCAGACUUGCCUUCGGGGUCAAUUACCUCCUUGUGCCCCAUCAAUGAUCUCCAGCUGAAGGAGCUGGAGGUGGUGGAUGGAGUCAGCCGGGCAAAGAGACUUGAAGCAGCACUACGAGAAUUCACCUCCCCCAACAGCCCCCGAUUUACAUACCAGUAUCUACGCAUGGAGCAGAGAUCGCAGGUACUGAGUGAGCUGGAUCGUCUUCGCUUCCUUACCUCUGACCAGUCACUGUGCCUCCUGCCAGAAUACCAGCAGAGAAUCAAUGUCUUGCGCACUCUACAGUACAUAGACGAUGGCGGUGCUGUACAGCUAAAGGGCCGGGUGGCCUGUGAGGUCAGCUGUCAUGAACUGUUGGUGACUGAACUAGUCCUGGAUGGGACCCUGUCUCCUCUUAACCCUGAUGAGAUUGCAGCACUACUCUCAUGCCUGGUCUUUCAGCACAAGACGCAAUGUGAGCCGAAGCUAACGGAAACUUUGAAGCAGGGAGUGAAGAAGGUGAGAGAGCUGGCUGAACGAAUUGCGCUGAUUCAGCGGGAAUGUGGCCUUAGGGAGCCAGUGGAGGACUUUGUGUCGCAGUACAAGUUUGGCCUGACGGAGGUUGUGUAUGAAUGGGCACGUGGAAUGCCAUUUGCAGAAAUCAUGACCCUGACUGACAUCCAGGAAGGCCUUAUUGUGCGCUGCGUACAGCGACUGGACGAAGCGUGUCGGGAUGUACGUUCUGCCGCACGGUUGGUGGGAGAUGCUACUCUGUGUGCCAAGAUGGAGGCCGCCUCACAGCUCAUCAAAAGGGAUAUAGUGUUUGCUGCCAGCCUGUACACUCAAUGAUCUCUCGCCAAGCGCAUGAUAAAAUCUAGCCUCGCCUGGUAAACCAUCCACCUAUCAGCACGCAGUCCUGGAAAAUGGCUUCCGAGUGGCAAAAAUGGCCGCAGCGUUGAGUGCCGAGUCGUAACCUCUAUGAGGUCUGCCUCUUGAGAGCGAGAUUCGGAAUCCUUGUCUCAAGAAGAAAACAUGAGAUUAGCUGUUAUUUCAGAGGCCGGGAUGAACUGCACAGGGCCUUUGUUGCUGUAAAUUACAGCACUGCUUAUAGAAAUAAAGUAGUUGUGGACUCUU
Rana temporaria (common frog) is the source of this 4197-nucleotide messenger RNA. It is a transcript of the gene SKIC2, whose product is annotated as Ski2 like RNA helicase. Gene Ontology annotation, molecular function: ATP binding; RNA helicase activity; RNA binding. Gene Ontology annotation, biological process: nuclear-transcribed mRNA catabolic process, 3'-5' exonucleolytic nonsense-mediated decay. NCBI's taxonomy places the organism in Eukaryota, Metazoa, Chordata, Amphibia, Anura, Ranidae. The transcript has 31 exons. Bases 163 to 3912 code for a protein of 1249 amino acids. The record is from RefSeq and is a predicted model, not a curated record. Gene Ontology annotation, cellular component: Ski complex.